Messenger RNA from Fraxinus pennsylvanica, 1221 nucleotides. The record is from the annotation of a GenBank genome assembly. Lineage: Eukaryota; Viridiplantae; Streptophyta; Magnoliopsida; Lamiales; Oleaceae.
AUGGCUUCUUUUUGUGCGUAUCCCUCCACGGAAGCUCUUCUGCGCUCCGUCCGUAUGCCCAAAUUUCUACAGAAUUCUUCACCACCAAUUCAUUCUAUCAAAAUAACAAGCAAUAAGCAUUGUGGGCGUGUACGAAUCGUUCUGGGUUUUCAUAAAACGACGUCGUUAGUUAGAGGGUCUCAAGUUCUGGCGCUGGCACGUGAAAUAUCUGAGGAUGGCGGUGCAGAAGAAGACUCCCUUUUGAAUAAUCAUAAUGGUGGAUUUAGUUUAGUUUCUGAAGAGACUCUAUUUUCAUCUCAGGGUAAUACAGAUACCAACCAAAGUGCCGAAAAGAAAAUAGAAAGCACGUCAAAUAUGAAGCCACCGACACUCAUGCUGUCACAUGGAAGCACGACUGGGGGAGGUACAAGGGCUGGUCUUUUCAGAACCCCAAUAUCUGGGGGAGUACAAAGUGCAACUUCUGCUCACGGCUUGCCCAGGCCAGCCUUAGCGGUUCGAAACUUAAUGGAGCAGGCUAGGUUUGCUCACUUGUGUACCAUGAUGUCUCAAAUGCACCACCGGAGGAAUGGUUAUCCAUUUGGUUCACUCGUAGAUUUUGUUCAAGAUCCUAUGGGACAUCCAAUAUUUUCACUUUCACCAUUGGCCAUACACACCCGAAAUUUGAUAGCCAAUCCGAGGUGCACUGUAGUAGUACAGAUUCCAGGAUGGGAUAGCUUAUCAAAUGCAAGGGUAACAAUCUUUGGCGAUGUCUACCCCCUUCCAGAUGACCUGCAGGAAUGGGCUCAUAAACAGCACAUAGCAAAGCAUCAUCAAGGGCCUUCUCAACAGUGGGGAAACUUCUUCUACUUCAGGAUGCAGAAUAUAAGCGAUAUAUAUUUCAUUGGAGGCUUUGGAACUGUUGCUUGGAUUGAUGUUAAAGAAUAUGAAGCCAUUCAACCUGAUAAAAUUGCAGUCGACGGAGGUGAACACAAUCUCAAGGAACUUAAUGCAAUCUUUUCGAAGCCCUUGAAAGAGCUUUUAUCCAAGGAAGCUGAUGUAGACGAUGCUGCUCUUAUAUCGAUAGACAGCAAAGGGACUGAUAUUCGUGUCCGUCAAGGUGCACAGUAUAACGUACAAAGAAUUUCAUUUGAAGAUGUGCAUUCUGUUGAGACACUAGAAGAAGCUAAGAUAGCUCUUUCAACUCUAAUAGAUCGAGGCCGGGUUCACAAUUUGCAAAACUAA